AUGAGGGGCUCUGGCAGCGCUGGACUGAGGGGCGGGAGCUCUGGCAGUGCCGGACAGGCGAGAGACUCCGGCUGCGCUGGAGAGGAGGAAGGCUCUGGCAGCACUGGACAGGUGAAAAACUCCAUCAGCGCUGAAGAAGAGGAAGGCUCUGGCAGCGCUGGACUGAGGAGCUCAGGCGCCUCUGGAAUGAGGGGCUCUGGCGCCUCUGGACUGAGGGGCUCUGGCGCCUCUGGACUGAGGGGCUCUGGCGCCUCUGGACUGAGGGGCGGAAACUCUGGAUACACCGAACAGGCGGUAGCACCUGUAUUGAUGGGACGGAGAAACAGCCUGGUGCGGGGAGCCGGCACUGGUGGUCCCGGGCCGGGGACACGCACCUCCGGGUGA
Messenger RNA from Oncorhynchus nerka (sockeye salmon), 384 nucleotides. RefSeq names its product sericin-1-like. The record is from RefSeq and is a predicted model, not a curated record. The transcript has a single exon. NCBI's taxonomy places the organism in Eukaryota, Metazoa, Chordata, Actinopteri, Salmoniformes, Salmonidae. The coding region runs from base 1 to 384 and encodes 127 amino acids.